Molecule: messenger RNA, 615 nt
Organism: Mesorhabditis spiculigera
Lineage: Eukaryota; Metazoa; Nematoda; Chromadorea; Rhabditida; Rhabditidae
Source: the annotation of a GenBank genome assembly
AUGCGUUUCCCGUUGAUCCUGAUGCUUCUGGCUACGGUGCUGGGGGUAGCCUAUGCGGAUAGACAGAAGCUACGAAGCCGUCGGGAUUUUAUCGGCUGCCAGAGGGACAGCGACUGUCGCCAGAAUGAAGAAUGCGUAUGGUACAGCCACACGUCACGUCAGUGCGAGGCGAGAGGCCGAAAACGUCGCGACACCGUCGAAUGCGUUGUUGACGACGACUGUGAUAGCGCCCCGGCAAAAUGUAUCAAGUUUAGCGACGGUGACGGCGCUGAAUCGUCCCGAUGUGUGCCGUUUGAGAAAAACAUGCGUUUCUUGGUGAUCCUAAUGCUUGCGGCUACGGUGGUCGGCUUGGCCUAUGGGGAAGACGAAAAGUCUCGAAAGCGCCGAAACUUUAUCGAGUGCUCGCACGACGGCGAUUGCGGCAGGAACCAAAUUUGCGAAUGGUCGGAGAAUGGCCUGGGCGCCCGAUGGAGUCGAUGUGUCGAUGGCGAAAAGCCCCGAAGUCGUCGUGGCGCUGUGUCGUGCCGUCAGGACAGCGAGUGCUGGAAAUAUGGCCCGAAUUCAAGAUGCGCGGUGUUGGGCGGAGAUUUGUGGGGCAACGGUGUAUGCGUCGGC